AUGGCAGCGGGCGACGGAUUAUUGGGUAAUCAGUCGCUGGUUAACGGGGGUUACGUCACCGCACAUAAUAUGCGAUGCCGCGGAACAUUUUCGAUGCUCUACCACGAACCGUUCUUCGCUGCCAUGUCUGUUCUUGGCGCGGUGCAUGUGCUUUUGGCGCACUACUCCUUGAUGCUGUUACCUCCGCUUUUUAGUUAUGCACCGUUUGGCAUGUUUUUCUUCCGAAACACGUUAUGGAUGGCGGUAUUUGGUUACCCCGUACAAGGCGGCAAACCGGAACUAACCAUCCUCCAACAGUCAGGAAUUGGUCGCUCAUUUUCCGACACCAUCCGCGGCACGUGGCGUUUCCGCGAUCGUGAUGCGGCGUCACUCUUUGCCUUGACGACCUUUAUGUUGUUGCAGCUGCGAGCGUGGGCGCUUAUGGGGUUUGAACCCUUUUUGCCGUUUCUUUCCACAAGUAACUCGGUAGUAAAACUAAAUGCAAGCCUGAAUACCACAGAUAAGGAUUUACACGAUGGGGGGAGUCGUGCGGUUAAUUUUAUGCAGCCUGUAAUGUGUUUUCUCACUCUAUUCUUGCUGGUAUCCGUGGUACUAUGUAAGUUGCUUUCCAUGCGGUCCGUGUACAAGCCCGAGUUUGGUUCGUUGGUCACUUCUCCUGUUUGGAAUAUCAUUAAGCACCGUGCAUAUAAUUGGCUCCAUCCAAGAAUUAUCUUCAUGGAACGACAUUUGGUACUCCCUCUUCGUGCCUUCUACUGUUAUGAAAAGGACGUUGUUAUGGAGCGAUACGAUGGCUACAGUGCGGUAAUGGAUUGCCCCGUUGCAGCGAGUAACCACGCUUGGUUCUUUAUAGCAGUUUUUUGUUUUAUGGUCCUGCAGUGGUUAAUAUUCAUUUCUGGGUGGAGGCAGGCAAGGGUCAUGCUCAAGUGUCCUCGUAGUGAUUCGCUCGGGGAAUAUAUUUCCUCAUCUGCGUGGAACCUUCUCGUCCAUGCCCUACCGUGUCGUGAUCCCACGACCAUAGAUGUAACUGGAAAAUCAUAUUUUUGGGUGUUUAUGUUUCGGUACAUUAUUCCAACAACAACCAACCGUCUUGGUGUAUGGUUGCUUCACUAUAGUCUAAUUGCAGCAAUCAUAUCUACGUAUUGUUUUUAUCGCCAACUAGUGGCAGCGGCUAUUGGUGCGACACGCAUGGAGUUGGCAAACCGAACAGCAACCAGUGGUAAUGGCGGGCUUGUCUCCAUAUUUCCACCCUCCUUUGUUCCUUUCAAGGACACGAAUAGUGCUGCUGCCACGUGGACGCCUCCAGAGGGCCACUGUGAGGGAAUGUUAACUAUUGUGGACGAUUUGGCUGCCGGAAACGUUGCGCACCGAAAGGUCGGGUCGCAUUGCAUUUACGCUGACAGCAGGUUUUCUAUUCUUAACAUAAUCUACUUUCUGUUGGGCAUUUCUGGUCGCCGCUGGAGGGGCGCGGUGGCAGUAUCUUCUUUCAAUUCUCCGAUAAGCAGUGUAUCCCUGUUGGAAGGUCCUCUUGCUUGA
Trypanosoma brucei brucei TREU927 is the source of this 1533-nucleotide messenger RNA. RefSeq lists its product as hypothetical. The coding region runs from base 1 to 1533 and encodes 510 amino acids. The record is from RefSeq and is a predicted model, not a curated record. The transcript has a single exon. Lineage: Eukaryota; Euglenozoa; Kinetoplastea; Trypanosomatida; Trypanosomatidae.